Pelagomonas calceolata is the source of this 816-nucleotide messenger RNA. The record is from the annotation of a GenBank genome assembly. Lineage: Eukaryota; Pelagophyceae; Pelagomonadales; Pelagomonadaceae.
UUGCUCUUUGGUCUCGUUCGCGGCUCCUGGCUGACUAGAGAUUGCGUUGACGACCAGAUUAGUGACCAUUCUUAUCGCCACCUCGGAUCCGAGGUUUUUUUCAGAGCUCGCAGACGUGGUAGAGAAGGAAAGCAAGUGCUGCUCUCUCCUGCUGCCAAACUAGUCAAAAUGCGCACGCGACAAAUCGCUUACUGCGCAACUGUCGCAACGGCACUCGUCGUCGCCCCGCACCGCACCCGACCGCUCACGCGGCGGCCUGCGACGCCCAUCCCACCGCCAACGCCAUCGGGCGCGCGCAUCGUCAUCAGCUACUGCCAGGGCUGCAAGUGGCUCCUGCGGAGCGCGUACUUUGCGCAGGAGCUGCUGACGACGUUCGACGGCGGCGAAUUACGAGAAGUGGCGCUGUCGCCGGCGCCGGUCGCGGGCACGUGGACCGUCUCCGUCGACGAGCAGGUCGUCUGGGACCGUAAGGCCGACGGAGGCUUCCCCGAGGCGAAAAUCUUGAAGAGGCGAGUGCGAGACGUCGUCGCGCCGGACGCGUCGAUCGGCCACAGCGACGCCGUUCCAGCCAAGGAGCCCGCGAGCGCAGGCUGGGAGGACGACUGGCUCGCGGAGACGUCGCUGUCGAGCGACGGGUCCGCGCCGGACCCCGCCGUGCCGCCGGGCCUCGCGGGCCUCGGCGGGACGGCACGUUCUGUCGCCGGGGCCCUCCUGGGGAAGGGGUCGGUGCCGCCAGGAAGCUUCGUCGACGGCGGCCGCGCGGCCGCCGAGGAGCUCCUACGCAAGGCGGGGGAGAAUAGUGGCCUGGAUUUGUGA